Molecule: messenger RNA, 750 nt
Organism: Rhododendron vialii
Lineage: Eukaryota; Viridiplantae; Streptophyta; Magnoliopsida; Ericales; Ericaceae
Product: photosystem I subunit O
Exons: 4
Coding region: 178-588 (136 amino acids)
Source: RefSeq, a predicted model, not a curated record
CUCCAGCUGGCACGACGCUAUUGGUCGACACUCCAUCCAUGCUGAUCUCUCUCUAACACAUUUGCCUUCACAUAUCACCAUAUUCAAAUCUGAAGAGCUAAAACCACCUUCACACAUUCAACCCCCUACUAAAAUUCCCAGCCCCCCUAAACAACUAAUAAACUUGAAAAAGGAAAAAUGGCUGCAAUCAAGGGAUUGGGCACUUCUUUCCUACCUUUGGCUUCUCCUACCUCUUCAGGUUUUCUAAGGCCGGCACCGGUGAUGGUCAAAAAGCCUCUGAGGGUGGCAAACGGGAGGGGAGGGAGGAUUACGUGCUCGUUUCAGAGAGAUUGGCUGAGGACAGAUCUGAAUGUGAUCGGGUUCGGGUUGAUCGGGUGGCUGGCGCCGUCGAGCAUUCCCGCGAUCAACGGCAACAGCUUGACAGGGUUGUUCUUCGAGAGCAUUGGAACUGAGCUCUCUCACUUCCCCACUCCCCCUGCUCUCGAUUCUCAAUUUUGGUUGUGGUUGAUAUGCUGGCACCUGGGGCUGUUCUUGUGCCUUACCUUCGGGCAAAUUGGGUUCAAGGGGAGGGCAGAGGAAUACUUUUGAGAUAUGGCAGAUGGCCUUUCUUUAUCUGUGAUCUAUGUAACCAUAUAAUCACUUCUUAUUUAGUUUCUCAGCACUGUCGUCUUCUCGCAAUUCCUGUUCAAGAGAAAAAUUGUAAUCUGUAUCCCUUUCUUCUUGUGCAAUAUCUGAACCUUAUUUGUGCUA